Molecule: messenger RNA, 995 nt
Organism: Saccostrea cuccullata (small rock oyster)
Lineage: Eukaryota; Metazoa; Mollusca; Bivalvia; Ostreida; Ostreidae
Exons: 8
Biological process (GO): protein ubiquitination
Molecular function (GO): metal ion binding; ubiquitin-protein transferase activity
Source: RefSeq, a predicted model, not a curated record
UUUAGAGUAUGCAAAACAUUCAGAUAUUGACGAAAAUGUAGCAGUUAUUAUCUGUGGAAGAAACACCAAAUUCCAACGUUACUACUCAAAUCAGUACUCCGAUAUGAAGCAUUGCUUAGAUGACGUUGAAUAUGGGGGACCAAGUCCACUAACAGCUGCAUUUUUUCUGUCUUCAGGAUGCUUACUACAUGUCAAUGAAAAAGGGUACACAAGAAGGUUUGGAGAGUUUCACGUUCGUCCGAAAAUAAUUCUCAUUUCUGAUGGAAAACCCACAGAUUUUACGGCCAUGAAUAAUAUUAAUAUUGAUGAUUCUCCAGUUUUUGAAACUGAAGAGGACAAAAACCAUUUGCUGCAGUAUACAAAGAUUAUUGGCAAGUUCCAUCCCAUCUUCUGCAUCCCUGUUGGAAGGAAACCCGACUUGACAUUACUGGAAUUCCUGAGUGCUCAGUCAAGGGGAGGAAAGAUUUUUUUUCCCUACGAGACCAGACAGUUUGCAAAAUAUACAGAAAAUAUGAGAACUGCCUCCAUGUUAUCGUAUAACAUGAGAAAUGAUGGGAAUGACCACGACAUGAUUCUGACGUUGCUGGCUUGUAACUUUCCUGAUAAAGAAUUCUCAGAGAAAGAUCAGGAGGAUAUAUUUGAAAUAUGCUCAAAGAAAUCAUUAUAUAAUUCCGAGGAUUCAGUAAAAGCAGAAGUUGUCGAUGAAAUUGAUGAAGUAUAUCAAGAGAGAGACCCUCGAAUGCCUCCUUUAGGAUCACGGGCCAAACGUGGACGAGACUGGAAGUGGAAUAAUCAGGAUAGCAAUGGUCCUGGAACAGUCAUAGGACACUUAAAGGAGGUCGGCUGGUUAAACGUAAAUUGGGAUACCGGUUUAGUCUAUGGCUACAGAUAUGGAUCUACCAAAGAUGAAAGGGAUAAAUACGACGUUCAAGUCUGUAAUGAACCUCGAAUAUUAGAAAAUGAACCUAUUGCAACGGGAUGUCCAGUAAAAAGAG